This is a messenger RNA of Eurytemora carolleeae, 7442 nucleotides long. RefSeq names its product protein PFC0760c. Bases 29 to 7423 code for a protein of 2464 amino acids. The transcript has 13 exons. NCBI's taxonomy places the organism in Eukaryota, Metazoa, Arthropoda, Copepoda, Calanoida, Temoridae. The record is from RefSeq and is a predicted model, not a curated record.
AAUAUUAAAACAUAUUAUUCAAUGGUUAAUGACGGACUCUACAGAGGCAGAUAAAAAUACAGUAGAAAAGUAUGCACAUCUCUUAACAUAUGUUUCUAAAGCAUUUACUGAAAUGAUAAUAAGUGGAGAUGUGAGCAAAGAAGACUUGACAGAAAUAAAUGAACUUUUAGCAGUUGAGAGAGAACUAAGUGGAAAUUCUAAGCCUGUAGAAAACUUGACAAAGCUGCAAGAUGUUGUUAAACAUGCAACUAGCGAAGGAAGAAAUUCUGAAUUUAUUAUUCAAAAUAUUAAUAAUCUGAAUCAGUUUCUCACUGAAAAUAAAAACCUACUGAUGUAUGGUGAUGAUAUUAGAACCAGUUGGAUAAAAAACUUUAAGAAACGGGUUACUGAGGAGGACAAGACAAAAUUAUCUCUUCUUCAAAUCGAAUUAAAAAAUGAAUUAGCAAAGCCUGACAUAAAUGAAGAGAAGAAAGAACAGAUAGAAACCUAUUUGCUUCUGAUUGAAAAUAUUGUCAACUAUUACACAGUGGAGAGCAAAGCAGAUGUUGAAUUAAUUCGAAACCUAUCUCCGGAAACAGUAUUAACGAAGAUGGCAGAAACCUUUAAGAAUUUUCUUGAUAUUGAAACUGUGAAUGAGAGCUGGGGAGCAGAGUUAAUGAAAAACAAGCAAAAUAUUCUUGAUUUACAGACAAAAUUGGAAUCAUAUGUUUCUCAGAUUGAAGAAUCAGGAUCAUCUAAGGAUGUUAGAAAUAAAGAUAUUUUACUGAAGAUGAUUUAUCUUUUACAAUACGCAAUCAAAAAGAUUGAAAACCCUGAAAAGGAAACAACAGGAGAUGAUGCAGAUAUACUUAAUUAUUUCAUGAUGGCAUCAUCCAAAGCAAAAUCUGAGAAAAAAUCUACAUCAAUUGAUCAAGAACUUUUUAAUUUAUUAAGUCUGAAAGUUAUUAAAUUCAUCAAAGAACAUGGUGGCGAUACAAGUGCUAAGCUUUCGAGUGAAAUGUUCAAAGACCCCAAAGAAUUAUUGAAAAUAAAAAUGCAAUUAGAAGAGAAAAGGGAGAAGGUUCAGGACUCAUCUGAUAUGGUUAGCAUAAAGAAGAAUAAUGUUCUGGAAGAAGUUCUUUAUUAUAUAAACAUUCUUAUGAAAAGAACUUCUGAAACUAAAACUGCACUUCAUGAGUCCAAAACUGAGUUUAUAUCAUACCUAGAGGAAUUAAAACAACUUCUGCCUGGAAAAGGAUUUGAAUCUUUUACAGAAGAAUGGGUAACACAAGCUGUAAAUAAUGCCUCUCGAUUAUAUCAGCUAAAGGAAAUCCUGGACAAACAAAUUAAAAAGAAUACUGAAAAUGAUGAAGGCGGCUUGAAAACGGAGAAAAUGAAGCAGUUUUCAGAAUAUAUAUCAUGGUUAAUCUUUCAAGAAACAUAUACCAAUACAAAUGUUGAUGAGAAUAUCCCCAAAAGUAUGAACUCUACGGAAAUGGAAAAAGUCAUAACAAAGUUUAUUAUGGAAAAUUUUGAGCACUUGAAGGACUUUUUCGACCCUGACAAAAUUGUUGAAUUAGUGAAAAACCCUUUACUUCUUUUAAACAUCCUGAAUAAAAAUCUAUCCCAGAUGGAAAAAGGCAAUAACAGCAAAGAUGAUCCUGAGCAAAUGAAACUAACAGAGAUGCGUGAUCUAUUAUUAAGCAUAUUAGAACCUGAAGAUGAUAAAAAAAUUCCAACUAAUGAACUUAAGACAAAGGAUAAUGUGGAGGAAAUCAAGAAAAAUCUGAAAAAUUUAGUUGAAGAAUAUCCUGAAUAUCUUGAAAGUGGAAAAGAUUACUAUGAUGACAACUGGGUUGAUGCCGCUGCUGAAGAUCCUAAAUUGUUCCAGAAAAUGUGGGAUAAUAUUCAAUUAAAACUUAAAAAGGCAGGUAAUGAAAACAAGGCAGAGCUUGUUAAAGACAAAGUAACAUCAAUAUUGCAAUCAUACCAACAAUCAGCAGUAGAAGAUUCAGAUGCAAUGGAAAAAGAUGAAGUUGUAACUACUAAAAAUGAGGAAUUGGAGGAAAAUGAUGAUGACACUGAUGAUGAGGAUGAUGAUAUAAAUGGGGUUCCUAAUAAACCUACUGAGGGUGUGAGUGAUGACAGCACCGAAGAAAAUAUUACGAUGGUUAAUAAUGAAAUUGAGAAAAACAGUGAAAGUAAUGAUGAGAACAAGGAGGAUGUAGAUGUUGAUGAUAACGCUGACAGUAAUAAAGAAAAUAACAAGGAUGAAAUCGAAAGAGAUAAGCAGUAUGAAAAUAUUGAAAGUUUAUUGGAUUCAGCAUCAAAAGAUAAGAAUGAAAGUGCAACUGAAAUCAUAACUAGCAUUGUUACAACAGAUGUAGCUGAUAUCAGUGAAAAUGUAAAUGACAUUAAUGAAAAUUCUACAGAGAAUAUGUUUGAUUUAGAUUCAGAGGUUGAAAAAGAAAUUUCAGCUGACAACAAUACCAGUAUUACUACAACUGAUGAAAGUACUGAUGUAAGUACUACAGAGGGUUUACUUGAUUCAGAAUCAAAGGUUGAAAAAGAAAAUUCAAGUAAAGACAAUACCAGUAUUACUACAAGCAAUGAAAGUUCAGAUGUAAGUACAACCUCAGAGGGUUUGUUUGAUUCAAAUUCAAAGGUUGAAAAAGAAAGUUCAGCUAAAGACAAUACCAGUAUUACUUCAAGUGAUGUAAGCACUGAUAUAUAUGACACUUACAGAAGUUCUACAGAGGGUUUGCUUGAUCUAGAUUCAAAGAACAAAAGUACUAAGGAAGAAAGUUCAACUGAAGACACUACCAGCAUUGCUACAACUGAUUUAAGUGAUAAUGAUAACUUUAAAUCUGAUGCUUAUACAAGUUCUACAACGAAGUUGCCUGAUUCAGAAGAAAAGAACAAAAGUUCAACCAAAAACAAAACCAGUAUCACUACAACUGCUGAAAGCACUCAAGGAAGUACCACAGCAGGUUUGUUUGAUUUAGAUUCAAAGGUAGAAAAAGAAAGUUUAACUGAAGACAAUACCACUUAUACUACAAGCGAUGAAAGUACUGAUGUAAGAACAACAGAGGGUUUCCUUGAUUCGAAAUCAAAGGUUGAAAAAGAAAGUUUAACUGAAGACAAUACCACUAUUACUACAAGCAAUGAAAGUACUGAUGUAAGUACAACAGAGGGUUUACUUGAUUCAGAAUUAAAGGUUGAAAAAGAAAGUUCAACUGAAGACAAUACCACAAUUACUACAUCUGCUGAAAGCAAUGAUGUAAGUACAACAGAGGCUUUGCUUGAUUCGAAAUCAAAGGUUGAAAAAGAAAGUUUAACUGAAGACAAUACCACUUUUACUACAAGCAAUGAAAGUACUGAUGUAAGUACAACAGAGGGUUUGCUUGAUUCAGAAUCCAAGGUUGAAAAAGAAAGUUCAACUGAAAACAAUACCGCAAUUACUACAACUGCUGAAAGCAAUGAUGUCAGUACAACAGAGGGUUUGCUUGAUUCAAAAUCAAAGGUUGAAAAAGAAAGUUUAACUAAAGACAAUACCACUAUUACUACAAGCAAUGAAAGUACUGACGUAAGUACAACAGAGGGUUUACUUGAUUCAGAAUCAAAGGUUAAAAAAGAAAGUUUAACUGAAUACAAUACCACUAUUAAUACAACUGCUGAAAGCACCGAAGGAAGUACUACAGAGGGUUUGCUUGAUUCAGAAUCAAAAGUUGAAAAAGAAAGUUCAACUGAAGACAAUACAAGUAUUAAUCCAACUGAUAGAAGUGAUAGUGAUGCACAUAUGUAUGAUGCUUUCAAAAGUUCAACAAAGGGGUUGCUUGAUUCAGAAGCAAAGAACAAAAGUGUUACCGAAGACAAUACUAGUAUUCUUACAACUGAUGCAAGUGAUAGUGAAGUGAUAGUAAGUGAAGAUAUAUAUGACGUUUACACUAUACCUGAUGAAAGCACUGAUGUAAGUACAACAGAGGGUUUUCUUGAUUCAAAAUCAAAGGUUGAAAAAGAAAGUUUAACUGAAGACAAUACCACUUUUAUUAAAAACAAUAAAACUACUGAUGUAAGUACAACAGAGGGUUUUCUUGAUUCAAAAUCAAAGGUUGAAAAAGAAAGUUUAACUGAAUACAAUACCACUAUCACUACAAGCGAUGAAAGUACUGAUGUAAGUACAACAGAGGGUUUGCUUGAUUCAGAAUCAAAAGUUAAAAAAGAAAAUUUAACCAAAGACAACACUAGUAUUACUACAACUGCUGAGAACACUGAAGAAAGUACUACAGUGGAUUUGCUUGAUUCAGAAUCAAAGGUUAAAAAAGAAAGUUCAACUGAAGACAACACCAGUAUUAACCCAACUGUUGGAAGUGAUACUGAUGAACAUAUACAGGAUGCUUUUAGAAGCAAAGAUUCAAAAGCAAAGAACAAAAGGGUUACUGAAGACAGUACUAGCAUUUUUACAACUGAUGUAAGUGAGAGUGAUGAAGAUAUAUACGAUGUAUACACUACAUCUGAUGAAAGUACUAAUGUAAGUACAACAGAGGGUUUUCUUGAUUCAGAAUCAAAAGUUGGAAAAGAAAGUUUAACUGUAGACAAUACCACUAUUACUACGACUGCUGAAAGUACUGAUGUAAGUACAACAGAGGGUUUGCUUGAUUCAAAAUCAAAGGAUAAAAAAGAAAGUACUACUAUCAAUAAUACUAUUGCAGAAGAAGACACAGAAGUAAAUAUAAGUAGUCUUUUUAGAAGUAGAAACAUUUCAAAAACAGAAGAAAAUGAAGAAAAUGACGACAUUCCUGAAAGUCAGAAAGAACUUCAAACUUCUGAAAAUGAGGCAAUAGAAAAUAGUGGUGAGGACAUUGAUGAAGAUAAUGAUGAUGACACCAAUGGGGUUGGUAAUGAGCCUCCUGAAGAUGGUAGUGAGGAGAGUACUGAUGAAUAUUUCACAUUAGAUAUUAAUGAAAGUUCAAUAAAAAAAUUAGAACUACAGAGAGAGAGAAAAAAUUCCAUGAAGGAUGAUAAUAUUGAACUUAACAAGGACACCACUGAGAAUUAUAAAUUAAGCAAAGAAACAACAACAGACUACAGAAAAUUAAAGGAGACAAGUGAUAACAACACUGAUAUUAAAUUUGAAGAAAUUUCUUAUUAUGGAGAUUCAUAUAAAGCUGAAUUUGAGAAGGAAAAAGAUCAAGAUGACACUGAGAAAAAAAAUGUUAAAAAACAAAACAAUACAAAUAAUUCAGAGAAGUACAAUAACUUAAACAAGGAAACUUUAAUUGAAAGCGAUUCAUUGACAGACGAAGAGCUUCAAAGUUUGACAGAUGGUAUUUCAGAAUCAACCAAAGAUGAUGAUAUUAGUGAAGAUUUUUAUCCUUCAGAGAAUGAAGAAGUUGUUGAAGAAGUGAUGGAAGUUUUUACUGAAGAUAAUCAAGAAGUUGGAGACAUAGCGCAGAUAAAUCUUGAUAAAAUCUAUGAAGAUGAAUCACAAGCAGAAGAAGAAGCAUCAAGAAUUGAUGAAAGUUAUUACAAAAACAAGAUUUCAGAAAAAAAUGUCAAAACUGAAAAUGAUAAAAAUGAAAUAAGUCAUAAGUCAAGAGCAAACAAAAUAGACGAAAGAGCUGGAAAAAAUGAAACUGACCAGAAAGAAGAGGUUCAACCAACCAAAAGGGGUUCCAUUAGAGAAAAUCAAAAUUCAAGCUUUGAAUUUUAUAACCACAAAAACAUUGAAAAAGCAUUGUUAGAUAAUGAUAAUGCCCCAGAUUCAUUUCAAAACAAGACUAACUCAUACAGCAUGAUGCAGUAUUAUGAAAAUUAUGAAACCAAAAAAGAACAAGAAUAUUCAGGAGCUAUCGAUGCUUCAAAAGCACCUGAGAUUAAAACGACAACACCAGAGUAUGAUGAUGAUGUUUUAGGAAAGCCAAAUCGAAAAAGUACAUUACCUUCAAGUUCUACAGAAAGAACUCUGAUACAUAAAAAUCAGAACUCAGUAAGAAAUUCUGAAAUACCUUUAAUUGGUUUUAACAGCUUUAGUUUUAACACCCAUGUUAACAAGAGUAAUAUCAAAACAACUACAGAAAACUUAGGAGAAGAUUAUAAACAAAAAAGAUAUGAAUAUGAAGAAGAAGGGUUUUAUGGAGAUGAUGCUUAUGAAACAUAUGAUCUUGAUAAAUCAAUUGGUGAUGGUGGAACAAAUGAUAAAGGGGAUAUUUAUGAAACAAGUAAUAGUUAUGAAAUAAAUGAGGAUAGUAGUGUAUAUGAAGAAGAAGAGGCUUCUGAUACAAAUGAAGUUUAUGGUUAUGAGGAUAAAACAGUAAAAGCAUAUGAUGAUAGAAGUGAAACAGAAGGGGACAAUUUAGAGGGGGAAAAUGACAAUGAAGAAUAUGGUUAUGAGGAUGAAACAGCAAAAGCAUAUGAUGAUAGAAGUGAAACAGAGGGAGACAAUUUAGAGGGGGAAAAUGACAAUGACAAGAUCCCAAACUUUAGAGAUGAAUCAAUUUCUAAUGAUAACGAUUUAAUUGAAGAUACUUAUAACCAAGACAAUUUUGAAGCAGAAGAAGACAAUUCUGAGACCAGUUUCAGACCAUUAGAACAAUUUGUUCCAACAACCACUGAAUUGGAGGAAUUUGACUAUGCAAAUGAUGGUCUCACAACAACUGCAAAAGAAACCAACAUUAUUUUGACUAGAAACUCAGUCAGUGGAUUGGAGAAUUUUGAUUUAAAGACAACAAAUAUACAGCAAGAACCAACCUCAACUGAAACUUCUGAGUUGGGCCCGAGAAAAUCAAAUUUAACUACGCUUGGAUUUGAAAGCUCUAACUUUAAACAAACAGCUGAAGUUUUCACAUCAACAAUGCCAGAAACGUCUACUGAACUAUCUGAUAUUGCUCCAAAGAAAUCAAAUCUAACCACACCUAAAGAAAUGAAUGGUACAACCACAACAACAACUGAAAUUUCAAAUAUUAAGCCAGGAAAAUCUAAAUUAACCACCACACGUGCACCGGUAGGAGAAACCACUGCAUCAAUUCCCAUAACUGAUGUGGGAAAAUCUACAGUUACAUCAACAAUUACAGAUGUUUUACAAAUGGUCACCUCAAAUUCUAAUGAAGAACAAGACAACAGAAAAAAAACAAUUUCUCAAAUGAUUAAAUUUCUUGAAAAUAUGCUAUCCUGUAAAGGGAAAAGGAAUUGUAAAGCUUGUCCAAAAUGCCAGGAAAAGAAGGAAGAUGACUGCCUGAGUGUUGCAAAAUGCGAACCAGGAAGCAGACGACUUCAAUAUCUAUCUCUAAAUUGGAGGGUUUACGAAGAGCUAAGUGAGACUGGAGUUUGGGAGGUGAAAAACUGCCCUGCACAAUCUAUAUUCUGGAAUAAGUAUCAAUGUUGUGUAAAUAUUAAGGUCCAUCCCUGUUCAGCAAACUGUAUCAAUGCAAAUACUAUCGAAUAAAAAUAUUUUCAAACCUUCA